AUAUUGAUGUCGCAGUUGCUUUUGUUUGUUUGCAGUAAAAAGUUCUCAUCUUUGUGCCGCUAUGUUGGCUUCUGUGGGGUUUCUUUUACUGAAUUUUCUCGCUUUAAGCGCAGCCUCAACAUAUCCCAACUACCAUGCAGAAUUCCAUGAUGACGAUGAAGAGAUUAGCGAUAGCGCCAAAUGGUGGCAAACGGGAGCCUUCUAUCAAAUCUAUCCAAGGUCUUUCAAAGACAGCAACGGCGAUGGCGUGGGCGACUUAAAUGGCAUCUCAUCGAAUUUACCGUAUCUCAAAGACUUGGGCAUUACGGCCACUUGGUUAUCGCCGAUUUUCACCUCACCCAUGGCUGAUUUUGGCUAUGAUAUAGCCAAUUUUACAGAGAUCGCACCAAUUUUUGGCACCAUGGCUGACUUUGAGGCUCUAAUGGUUAAGGCCAAGGAGUUGGAUAUUAAAAUUAUUUUGGACUUUGUGCCAAAUCAUUCCAGUGAUGAAUGUGAUUGGUUCAAACGAUCGGCAGCUGGUGAAGAGGAGUACAAGGACUUUUAUGUAUGGCAUCCAGGACGUAUGGUGGAUGGAAAACGGCAACCGCCCAGCAAUUGGAUAAGUGUAUUCCAUGGUCCUGCCUGGGAAUGGCAUCCUGGACGUAAAGAGUAUUAUCUCCAUCAGUUUGUCAAAAAACAACCAGAUCUAAAUUAUCGCAAUCCCAAAGUGCGCGAGGCCAUGAAUAAUGUAUUACGCUUUUGGUUAGCUAAGGGCGUAUCCGGUUUUCGCAUCGAUGCUGUGCCCCAUGUCUUUGAGCUGGGUCCAAAUGCUCAGAAUGAAUAUCGCGAUGAACCUCGCAACGAUGGGGACAAUGAUCCCAAUGAUUACGGUUAUUUGCAGCACAUUUAUACAGUGGAUCAGCCAGAGACUAUUGAUCUUGUCUACUCUUGGCGUGCCGUCUUGGAUGAAUUUCAGCGGGAGAAUGGCGGGGAAGACCGUAUCUUAAUGGCCGAGACCUAUUCACCAAUAGAGAUUGUAAUGAAGUACUAUGGCAAUGGCACUGCAGAGGGAGCUCAAUUGCCAUUCAACUUUCUACUGAUAAGUGAGCUAACAAAUGCUUCGAAUGCCCAGGCCUAUGCCAUGACAGUGCAAAAAUGGUUGCAGUACAUGCCGGCAGGAAGAACAGCUAACUGGGUGCUGGGCAACCAUGACAAGCCCAGAGUGGGUUCCCGACUGGGUUCAGAUCGAGUGGAUAUGCUUAACAUGCUAAUCACUACUUUACCAGGGGCUAGUGUGACUUAUCAGGGCGAGGAAUUGGGCAUGACGGAUGUGUGGAUCUCGUGGAAGGAUACUGUCGAUCCCUCAGCCUGCAACACCAAUCCCAGCAUCUAUGAACAGUUUUCACGGGAUCCUGAACGUACACCCUUCCAAUGGUCCAAUGCAAAAGAUGCUGGAUUUAGUAAUGCCAAUAAAACUUGGCUUCCUAUUGGUCCCGACUAUCAAGUGGUCAAUGUGGAGCAGGAGAAUCAGACGCCUCUUAGUCACCUGAAUAUCUACAAGAAGCUUCUGUCACUAAGAAAAGAGUCAAAGACCCUGCAGCAGGGUGCAACUGAAGUGAAGGCCCUUAAUGGGGCAGUUCUAGCGGUGAAACGUAUGCUGCAAAAUGAGCAGACAUAUAUCACAGUCUUAAAUAUCUAUGAUGGAGUGGAGACUGUGAAUCUACAGCAGUUUUUCAAUGAUUUACCUCAAGAGUUGCAAGUUGUUGUUAUAUCGGGCAGAUCCAUUGUCAAAGAAGGGGAUCUAGUUAAGACUGAUUCAAUUCAGCUGCAACCCAAGGACUCUUUAGUACUAAGAUCUACCUCAACGUUCUACAGCGGUUACUCAUCCGGUGGGCAGUUUCCUCUGCCAUGGAGCAUUUAUCUGGGACUUGGUCAAGUGGCUCUCUAUCUCAGCUAUCGCCAAAUUCUUACACUCAAUUGAAUGUUAAUUAAAUGAAUACUUAGAAAUAAAGAAAAACACUCGAA
Messenger RNA from Drosophila willistoni, 2004 nucleotides. Its product is annotated as maltase A3. The transcript has 6 exons. Gene Ontology annotation, biological process: carbohydrate metabolic process. Bases 62 to 1960 code for a protein of 632 amino acids. NCBI's taxonomy places the organism in Eukaryota, Metazoa, Arthropoda, Insecta, Diptera, Drosophilidae. The record is from RefSeq and is a predicted model, not a curated record.